Messenger RNA from Hemicordylus capensis (graceful crag lizard), 3305 nucleotides. It is a transcript of the gene DONSON, whose product is annotated as DNA replication fork stabilization factor DONSON. Gene Ontology annotation, biological process: nuclear DNA replication. The record is from RefSeq and is a predicted model, not a curated record. Gene Ontology annotation, cellular component: nucleus. The transcript is spliced from 10 exons. The coding region runs from base 1100 to 3109 and encodes 669 amino acids. NCBI's taxonomy places the organism in Eukaryota, Metazoa, Chordata, Lepidosauria, Squamata, Cordylidae.
GUUUCCCACAAUACACUGAAUACUGAGGAAGUGCUGUCAGAUUCUCUGCAACAACUGUGCUUAGGUUAAGGGAAAUGAUUUUUUUUAAUGUGUUGGCUAUCUUCCCUCACAACUGUAUCUUUUUGUGCUGGAAACAAUUACCCAGAAAGGCCUUAAAUGGGGGGGGGGGAGAAUCAUCCCUCGGCUAUUCACAUGUUUAGCAUGUUAAUAGUCUUCUAUAAUUCAACAAUGUUUCCAGAAUUAGAUGUAAGAAACGUAGACCCAAAUGUUUUCACAUAAUUCUCUCCUACAUUGAAGCACUCAGAAUUUCAAAUUUAGUCCAUACUAGCAAAACUGAGAGAUCCUGUUUCCAAUUGUUGUGGUCAUACUAUAGUCAAAUGGGACUGUCACCUGAAACAGGGCAAAGAAUUGUUCUUUGCUGUGCCAGAGGGGAGCACUAGAUCUAAUGGGCUUAAAUUCUGGGACUUAUUUCAGUUUAAUAUUAGAAGAAACUUAACAAUAAGCACAGUUCAACAAUAGAACCAAGGGGGGGGGCUCUCCUUUGCUAGAGGCCUUCAUACAGGUGGUGAGCCAUCUUUAGGAAAUUUUUUGGCACAGAGCUAGAUGGCUUAAGGGCUCUUUCAGUUCUAAUUCUAAGUAAAGUAAUUGGGUGCGUUGCAAUCGUAAAUCCAAAUUCAUUACAGCACAAUAUAUUUUAUGCAUUAUCAGAAAAUAGGAACUAUACUAAAACUCUAGAAAGAGAGCCAUGUUGUCUUUCACCAAAAUCGAAGUCUCGUGGUACUUUAAAGAUUAACCAUAUACUUUUCCAUAGCUUUGCGUCCACUCUCUGUUGCAUAGCCCUGAAUAUAAUAAAUGUUACGGGGUCGGGGGGAGCGGAAUAUUAUUUUAAGCCCUUUCUAUGGAACUUUGCCAACCGGGUGGAUUUCAUUUUGGCCCGGCCGUUCCCAAGGGCUAAUAUGUAGUACUGACCACUUUUGAAUGGGCGCCCACAACCUAAAGAAGAGGAGACGCUUGAGCCCAGCUUCCAUGGGUAUACUUUUCGGGCAAGGACACGCGAGAGCCCGAGCAGACCUGCCAGGAGCUGAGCAGGUCCUUCUCUAUGCACUUGCACUGCACUGCAGGAGGGAUAGUACCACACAAACGGGUCGUGAAAAGGCGGGCAUUGAUAGGCGCGGGGAGCGCCGCUGGCAGGAACGCUGAGUUCAGAUUGGUUGGCUGCAGAGCGGGUGAGCUGAAGGACCAAGCCCAGCCUCGAGGCGGAGCCUACGCAUUACCCGCGAAAUUCGGAGAAGGGCUCGGGAGGACGGCGGUGGCGGCGGCGCUCUUCCUUUUUCUUUUUCCUUCCCUCGCGCUUCUCUCUCUCGCUAUGUGCUCCAUCAUUCCUGGCUACUCGCCUGGCUUCAAGAAGCCUCCCGAGACUCUGCGUCUGAAGCGGAAAAGGCCCCGGAGAAGCGAAGCGGCCCGGGUGCCGGUCUCUGGGGAGUCUCCCGCCGCGACCGCCUGCUGCCCUCUCGGAGACUCCGCGGCCUCCCCUCGGCCCUUCCCGGGAAGUCGUAGGCGCAACCCCUUCUCGAGCUUGGAGAACACGCCGCGUUCGCCGGGAACCCGCCCGCGCUCUUCUCCGUCCCGAAAAGAAGCGGAGGAGGAGUGGUCGGCGAAGGGGAGCAGCUGCAGCACCCCACGAAACAGCAGCUGCCAAGAGUUUUCAAAUGAUCAAGAAAAUUCCAUCUGGAAAGAAGAAUUUUCUGAAACAGCAGAUGUUGCCUCAUUAACCAAUAACCCAUAUCUGGAAGUAUACAAUACCGAUACUUCUUCACCAAGUUAUGAAUUUCCUGCGGAUUGGAGUAUUAAAACUCGCCUUCUCUUCACAUCUUCCCAAUCAUUUGCAUGGACAAAUCAUUUGAAAGCACAAGAAGAAUCUCAAGGAUAUGUCCAGCAUUGUAGAGCAACAUCAGUAAACUUGCCUCACAGUAUUCAGGAACCAAAACUCUCCACAGAACUUCGGUGUGCUUUUCAACAAAGCCUUGUAUAUUGGCUUCAUCCUUUCUUGCCAUGGCUACAGCUCUUCCCUCGUAUUGGAACAGACAGAAAAAUGGCUGGAAAGAAUAGUCCUUGGCUCCAUGAUGAAGCACUUCAACAAGUUCUCAUGAGUGAAUGGUCUCUCAGUUUUACUUCCCUAUAUAAUCUUCUAAGAGCCAAGCUAUGUCCUUAUUUCUAUGUUUGCACGUACCAGUUCACUGUGUUGUUCCGAGCUGCAGGGCUUGCUGAUAGCGAUACUAUCACCGCCCUCAUUUCUCCCACAACCAGAGGCUUACGAGAAGCCUUAAAAAAUGAAGGUAUUGAAUUUUAUUUACCUUUCCAAGAUGUUAGAAAAAGGAAAUUGAAUGCUUUAGCAUCCCGCCUAGAAACAGGACUUGCUAAUGAUUCGACUGCAGGCAAGGAUUCUGAGAAUGAAGAGGAGCAAGAGAUGAGUGAUGAUGACAAUGAAGAAUUUUCAUGGCUGGAAGAGAUGGGAAUUCAGGACAAAAUUAAAAAACCAGAUGCAAUUUCUAUUAAACUCUUUAAAGAAAAGAAUGAAGUACAAAUGGAUCACAAGCCGGAAUCUGUCGUGUUAGUGAAAGGAACAAACACAUUCACUUUGCUAAACUUCUUGAUAAACUGUAAGAGUUUAGUGGCUUCGGCAGGUUCUCAGGCUGGCAUCCCUCCAACUCUGCUAUCUCCAAUUGCUUUUAGAGGUGCAACAAUGCAGACACUCAAGGCCCGAAACAUAAAUGUGAAAACACAAGUAAAUGCACAUUACAAAGAAGUAUCUAGUUUGGAGGUUGUAGGCCCUGUCAUGCCUCACGCUCUGCAUUCUUUGUCCAUGCUACUCAAAUCUGCUCAGAAUGGAUCUUUUUCUGCUGUGUGUUACACACAUGAGCCAACAGCAGUGUUCAAUAUAGGCACCAACAAUAAGCAGAGCAUAAAGAAGGAAUACCUGAAGGAUGACCUUAAUAAGUGCGGAUUGCAUCCUAAUACCUUGGAUCAGCUGACUCAUUGUCCAGUGCUGGGAAAGUCUUCCUUACGGCUCCUAGAAAUGAAUGAUUAUACCUACACAUGGAAAUCCUAAAUAAAUUGUGAAUCAACAUAAGGACUGCUAUUACUGUUCUUCUAAGUUACCAUCAUGUCCAUCUAAAACAGCUUGGCAGAAAGAGAAACAGCUGUACUGUAUUUAAAAUGUACCCCCCAAACUGCCUUUAUUUUUUUUUCCCCAAGUUUGAUACAUCUGCAUUUUUAUAUAUUUUAAAUUAAACUUUGAUUACGAA